AUGGCGAAGAAGAUGAAGGAGCGGCCGGUGAACGUGUCGGGCAAGCCCAGGCACUCACUCGACGUCAACCGUCCCAAUGACAAGAAGCGCGCGAGCGGCGGCGGGGGUGGCCGGUCCGCGGCCACGGUGCGGCGGCUCAAUAUGUACAAACUGAGGCCCAAGAGGGACCGCCGCGGGAAGAUCAAGAAGCUCGACCUCAAGUCCGAGGACCUCCCCAACACACGCAUCGAGCCCGACCCCCGGUGGUUCGGAAAUACACGUGUUGCCAGUCAGCAAUUACUUGAUUUCAUGAGGGAGGAACUCAAGGGCGGGCUUUCAAAUAACUACAGUGUGCUAUUGAAGCCCCGGAAGCUGCCUCUCUCGCUUGUGAACUAUGAUCGGAAGGAUUGCCGGGCACAUAUUCUUGACACUGAGCCUUUUGAGCAUGCCUUUGGACCUAAGGGCAAGCGAAAACGCCCAAAACUGUCCAGUCUCGACUGUGAAUCUCUAAUAAAGAAAGCUGAUAAUUCUCAAGAUGCUUUUGAGGAAAAACAUGCUUCAUCAAAAUUGCCCAAGGAGGAGCAGGAAGAUGGCUUACGAGAUCUAGUCCGACAUAAUAUGUUUGAGAAGGGACAGAGCAAACGAAUAUGGAGUGAACUAUAUAAAGUUAUUGACUCCUCAGAUGUUGUAGUGCAGGUGUUGGAUGCCAGGGAUCCAAUGGGAACUAGAUGCUACCAUCUAGAGAAACACCUGAAGGAGAAUGCAAAGCACAAACACUUGGUAUUAUUACUAAAUAAGUGUGAUCUAGUACCUGCUUCCGCAACAAAAGGGUGGUUGCGUACUCUAUCAAAGGACUAUCCCACCUUAGCAUUCCAUGCAAGCAUCAACAAGUCAUUUGGAAAAGGAUGUCUCCUUUCAGUAUUGCGGCAGUUUGCCCGUUUGAAGAGCGACAAACAAGCAAUAUCCGUUGGAUUUGUUGGAUAUCCCAAUGUUGGGAAAUCAUCAGUUAUCAACACAUUACGCUCCAAAACUGUUUGUAAGGUAGCUCCAAUUCCAGGAGAGACGAAGGUGUGGCAGUACAUCACCUUGACUAAAAGAGUCUUCUUAAUUGAUUGCCCCGGGGUUGUGUACCAAAACAACGAUACCGAAACUGAUGUAGUUCUUAAGGGUGUGGUACGUGUGACAAAUUUGGAUGAUGCUUCUGAGCACAUUGGGGAAGUUCUAAGGCGUGUAAAAAAGGAGAAUCUACAAAGAGCUUAUAAAAUACAACACUGGGCUGAUGACAACGAUUUUCUCGUCCAGCUGAGCAAGAGGAGUGGAAAACUACUCAAGGGCGGGGAGCCUGAUCUGGCAACAGCGGCCAAGAUGGUGCUUCAUGACUGGCAGAGGGGCAAGAUCCCAUUUUUUGUUCCUCCGCCUCAGCAGAAGGAAGAUGGUCCUUCUGAGAUUGCUGAAUCCGUGGAGAAGUCUGGUGAGAAAGUGGUCAGCAGCGACCAGACUGCUGAAGCAAUGCAAGAAAUCGCGGGAAUUAUUUCCUCGCAGCAAACUAUGAAUGUCCCGUGCCAGACCGAAUUUUGCAGAACCAACGAAGACAGUGAGCUUGGGGAGCAGUCAGACUAAUCUUUUAGUACAAGUACACUCGUAAUCUAUGUUCUCACCGGCAACUAUCUGCAUAGAGUUUACUGAAGCUACGGAACCAGAUUGGUGCUGCUAACCAGGAUGGAUGCAGAUUGUGGAGACGGGUUAA
Lolium rigidum is the source of this 1726-nucleotide messenger RNA. RefSeq names its product nuclear/nucleolar GTPase 2-like. NCBI's taxonomy places the organism in Eukaryota, Viridiplantae, Streptophyta, Magnoliopsida, Poales, Poaceae. Bases 1 to 1599 code for a protein of 532 amino acids. Gene Ontology annotation, cellular component: nucleolus. Gene Ontology annotation, molecular function: GTP binding. The record is from RefSeq and is a predicted model, not a curated record. The transcript is spliced from 11 exons.